Schizophyllum commune H4-8 is the source of this 1480-nucleotide messenger RNA. Its product is annotated as Prp18-domain-containing protein. The record is from RefSeq and is a predicted model, not a curated record. The coding region runs from base 45 to 1118 and encodes 357 amino acids. NCBI's taxonomy places the organism in Eukaryota, Fungi, Basidiomycota, Agaricomycetes, Agaricales, Schizophyllaceae. Gene Ontology annotation, biological process: generation of catalytic spliceosome for second transesterification step; RNA splicing. The transcript has 6 exons. Gene Ontology annotation, cellular component: U4/U6 x U5 tri-snRNP complex; U5 snRNP; U2-type post-spliceosomal complex.
CCCGAAAAAAAUCGCCUUGCCACUCGUGUCAUACUCUCGCCGUCAUGGACGCUCUCAAGGCUGAAAUCGCAACAAAACGGAAGGCCAUCGAGGUGGAUGGGCGCCCCUCAAAGUACAUGCGCCGGGGGGACCUCGAGCGGUUGCGUGAGCAGGAGGAAGCGGCGAAGAAGGCCGCAGAGAGGGAGGCAAAGGAGAAGGAGAAACAGGCUGCUGAAGAGAGGGCUAGGGCAGCUACUAAGUCCAAAGAAACUACCCGAUCGCCCUCUCGUUCGUCGAGCGUCAACCCGGGCACACCCUCGAAUGGGGAGCGCGCAGGCUCCGUACCUGCAGCCACCGGCGAGGCGUUCAACAUCUCCAUUGAAGAGACCAUCCGUCGGCUGCGUCAGAAGGGCCAACCGAUCCGUUUAUUUGGCGAGACCGAUCGGGACAGGCGCUUGCGUCUACGCGCCCUAGAACUCAUCGAGGAGCGCGGCCAUGAUCGACAAGGCGGGCAGAAUGACUUCCGCAAAGCCUUAGAAGACGUGGAGAAGGUCGAGCGAGAGCGACAGAGCAAGGGCGCGCGCGAGAAGGGAAAGAAGAAGGACGAGUCUGCCGCGAAUGCUGUCGGUGUCCUGGACUUGAAUCUCAUUAAAACCGAUCCCGACAAACUGUAUCCGCUCAUCUACUAUGCUCUCAAGCGAACGCUGAAGGAAUGGGAGGAAGCUAUGGACGACCGACCAGAGGACGUGAAGCGCACAACGCAAGGGAAGCUCGCCGCGGCCACACAGGUGCAAUCUGCGGAGUACCUGAAGCCCCUUUUUCGUCAGCUGCGCUCGAGAAACCUGCCACCAGACGUGCUAGCACGAAUUGCCGAAAUUGUACACUUCAUGCAAACGAGGCAGUAUCAGAAGGCCAACGAUUCAUAUUUGCGCCUAUCUAUCGGUAACGCCCCUUGGCCUAUAGGUGUCACCAUGGUUGGUAUUCAUGAACGUUCCGCUCGAGAGAAGAUCUCUUCAGAUCAGGUGGCGCACGUCUUGAACGAUGAAGUCAGCCGAAAGUACAUCCAAAGUCUCAAGAGGCUCUUGACGUUUUCGCAGACCAAGUAUCCGCCAGACGAUGUAUCUCAGCUGAUGGGCUAGCCGAGCGUAUUAUGCUUGUCUCUGAACGUGUGGCUGCCGUGAUGGUAUCGACAGCGGGCUCGCGUACGUAGCGUCCACACUGAGCUGUCUGCGCAUUAGCUAUAGCAAUUAACGAUUAUCCUAGUGUAUACAAAGCGUACAGAGUGCAAGGGAAACAACAAUAAGGAUACAUCGUCUGAGUCCGGAACGCGUCGUGCAUGGAUCGCCGGUCGAUACAAUGCGACAGGAAACUGCUGGCCGCUCGUCUAAGUGGUUGCUGCCUUCAUCGUCCAACAGGCGCCUCAGGACCUGGCGGUGGCGUGGCCUACACGCCGAGACCUGUCAUCAGUGCGCCUAUAGGACGACGUCCCAAAACCUACGAG